Cokeromyces recurvatus is the source of this 1047-nucleotide messenger RNA. RefSeq names its product NAD and Zn-dependent alcohol dehydrogenase. The record is from RefSeq and is a predicted model, not a curated record. Lineage: Eukaryota; Fungi; Mucoromycota; Mucoromycetes; Mucorales; Mucoraceae. The coding region runs from base 1 to 1047 and encodes 348 amino acids. Gene Ontology annotation, molecular function: zinc ion binding; alcohol dehydrogenase (NADP+) activity. Gene Ontology annotation, biological process: alcohol metabolic process. The transcript is spliced from 3 exons.
AUGUCUGAAGAAACCUUCACCGCCUAUGCCUGUCGCUCCAAGAGUGCUCCUCUUGAACCCAUGGAAAUGAACUUCUGUCACUGGGAUGACGAUAUGGUCCAAAUGGAUGUUAUCUGUUGUGGUGUCUGUGGUACUGAUGUCCACGUCAUUGAUGAAGGUUGGGGACCUACUGAAUUCCCUUGUGUUGUUGGUCACGAAAUCAUUGGUACUGUUACCAAGGUCGGUAAGAACGUUACCCGUAUCAAGGUUGGUGACCGUUGUGGUGUUGGUUGUCAAUCUGCUUCUUGCGGUAAGUGUGACUUCUGUAAGAAGGGUAUGGAAAACCUCUGUUCCACUCACGCUGUCUGGUCCUUCAACGAUCGUUAUGACAACGCUACCAAGGAUAAGACCUAUGGUGGUUUCGCCAAGAAGUGGAGAGGUAACCAAGAAUUCGUUGUCAAGAUCCCUGAUAACCUUUCCUCUGAAGUUGCUGCCUCUUUCCUCUGUGGUGGUGUCACUACCUAUGCUCCCUUGAAGCGUUACGGUGUCGGUAAGGGUUCCAAGGUUGCCGUUCUCGGUCUUGGUGGUCUUGGUCACUUUGGUGUCCAAUGGGCUAAGGCUAUGGGUGCCGAAGUUGUUGCCUUCGAUGUCAUCCCUGACAAGGUUGAAGAUGCCAAGAAGCUCGGUUGUGAUGACUACGUCCUCAUGCAAAAGGAAGAACAAAUGGAACCUCACUACAACACCUUCACUCACAUCUUGGCCACCAAGAUCGUCAACAAGUGUUGGGAUCAAUACUUCAAGAUGCUCAAGAACAACGGUGUCUUCAUUCAAUGUGAUAUUCCCGAAGUUCCUCUCUCUGGUAUCCCUGCCCUCGUCUUGGCUGGUAAGCAAUUGACCAUUGCCGGUACCUUCAUUGGUGCUCCCGCUGUCAUCCAAGAAUGUCUUGACUUCGCUGGUGCCCACAAUGUCCGCACCUGGGUCAACACCUUCCCCAUGGAAAAGAUCAACGAUGCUAUCCAAUUCGUCCGUGAUGGCAAGCCUCGUUACAGAGCUGUCGUUAUGAACUAA